AUGACUGAGCCGGUCAGUGCUCCUAAAGCUGAAAGGCCAUGGGCAAGUCCGCGACAGGAGCCAGUUAAAGGAAUUGUUCAACCACGAGUUUUGCCUCCGUUCGGAAAACCCACUCGCCACACAAAUCGACUGGAUUAUAUCUUGAAUACAACUUUGAAAGAAGCUUGCAAGCACAAACAUGUUUGGCCAUUUCUCAAGCCAGUGGAUGCUCUUCAACUCGGAAUUCCGCACUAUCAUGAGCGGAUUCAAAGACCCAUGGACUUGAAAACUAUUAAAAAUCGCAUCAAAAAUAUUUACUAUUCUUCAGCGCAAGAGUGCAUUGAUGACAUUGAAACAGUUUUUCAAAAUUGUUAUGACUUCAACGGAAGCGAAGAUGACGUAACGAUCAUGGCCCAAAACGUCCAAGCUGUUAUUCGCAAAAGUCUCGAAUCUCUGCCGUCCGAGGAGGUUCAAAUCGAGUCCAAUUUCGGCAAAAAGAAAAAGACGAAAGGCGGUGAGCUUUCGCGUCUGGCCGCCGGUUUAGAAGAUAAAGAACGACGAAGAAAGGAGGGGAGCAGUGUGCGCGGUUCCGAGCCGCCGUCUGAAUGUGGAAGCGAAGCUUCAGUUGAUCGCAAAAUGAAGACGACGAAAAGAAAAGCGGAUUCCGACGACGACGAGAAAAUUGAGCCGAUACGUCCACAUAAGCGCGAAGCAUCGAUGAAGCGACCACCAGUGGUCCUUACCGGAAAACUCAAGGCAUGUCAGAAGCUUCUUAAUGAGUUUUACUCGAAGAAAUACCUCGAAAUCUCCUGGCCGUUUCACGAACCCGUCGAUCCUGAAGCGCUUGGAUUGCAUGAUUAUCUAACGAUUGUCAAGAAGCCUAUGGAUAUGUCGACGAUUAAAAAGAAGCUUGAAUCCGGAGAGUAUACGGAACCAUCACAGUUCGCCGAAGAUUACAGAUUGAUGUUAAACAACUGCCUUCUUUAUAAUCCGUCUGGUGAUCCAAUCAAUGAACUCGGUCGGAAGUAUUUGGCAAUUUUCGAGCAGAAAUGGAAAGAUUUUGAAAAGUCUGAUAUGCCCGAGAAAGCGUCGAGCUCGGCGAGCGUUGCUUCCACGUCGACAUCGCACUCGUCAUCAAAAGCAGCAAAAGCUCCGAGCUCGACGCCGGCACCUUCUGUCGUAAAGCAUGAAAAACCGGAGGUUCCGGAAGGCUCGAAAGCGAAAACCGAGGAUAGUAUGCGCUUGGAGAAUGCGCUUUCCAUGGUCCGCGAGCGUGAAACAAAAUUGAAAGCCGAUCUGCGCGCAGUUGAGGAAAUCAAACAUAAAUUGAUUAGCAUAAAAAAGGAGGGCACUGUGGCGCCGGAUCAGCUGCUCGUCACCGCGCGUCUCAUUUGCCAGCCGACGUCGUCGGUGCCAAUCGCCAACACGAAAUUUAUUGAGGAUAAUGGAAAACAGACGAAUGGCAAAAGCAAACUCAACAACAAUUUCGCGUACGAAUUUGAUUCGGAUAGCGAGGAGGCGAAGCGCGAGAUGACCUAUGAAGACAAACGGCAUCUCAGCCUACUCAUUAAUCGUUUGCCGCCUGAGCAUCUCAACACGAUUGUCUCGAUCAUCGAGCGACGCGAGCAAUUGCCUCGUCAAGGCGAUGAUAGCGAGAUUGAAAUUGACUUUGAGGCCCUCGGCACGUUGGCGCUUCGCGAAAUGGACGCGUUUGCGCGGUACAUUCUGAAGACGCCGAAAACGUUGUCAAGCGGACACAAACUGAAAAAGGAGAUUGUGACGCCUGAAAAGCAGCCGAUGCGCGAGACGAACUCGAACAUGACGCCGACGGCGGGUCUUGUUGCGCCGGCUGCUCCGGCGGCACCCGUAGUGCCGACGACGGCAGCGCCAACCACUGCGACAACUUCGUCUUCGGCGGCGACGGUGCCUCCAACACCGUCGUCGAUAAGUAUGAAAGAGGCGCCGGCUCCAACUGCACUUCCUGUUCCAGUGUCCGUUCCAACAUCAGCUCCAGCUCCGAAUUCUGCGCCGACACUUUCGGCCGCGUCGGCGGUGCCCCCGGCACAACCAGUGGACAAAAAGAAGCGUAGGACGAAGUAUCGGCGAAUCGAUGAGACGACGAGCUCCGAGGCGCUUCAAGAGCAUAUUCAGAAUGAAAUCGAGCGACUGAACAAAUGCAUUAUCAAGAAAACGUCUGCGCGGGCUUUUCUAAACAAUCGGCCGUCGGUUUUGUUGAAGCGAAUUGCGAGCAACUCGGAAAAAAUAGUACGAAAGAAGCCGAAAGUGAAUGUUGAGCGAUUUGUUGUUGAAGAUGAGCAUGUCGAAUUCAACAUAGAACGUCCAUUUGAUAUGUCGGAAUCGUCGGAUAGCGAUAGCGGAAAAAAGGCGCCGGUGAAAAAUCGACGAAGGGCCGAAUCAGGCUCUUCUUCCUCGUCCAGCGAUGAUUCGGAUGAUGACGAGUUUCAAGGUGCCGCGCAGAACCGUAAAGGUGGUAUGCCGCCGACGCAAUGGGCUCCGAAUCGAUUAGGCGGAAUGGGCGGACAGCCGCCGACGGCGCGCGUGCCUCCCGCAAUGCAGCAGAGCUCAAACUCGAAGACGUCAUCGUCGUCGUCGUCAUCUCAAGCACAGCCGGGUUACAAACCAAACACGGGUGCAACUGCCGCUGCGUCGACGGCGAAAUCCCGGAAUUUCGGAAGUUCCAAUGCUAGUAAAACUAUUUUGGAUACUCUUCUUCCGGAGACCAGCGGCGAACCUUCAAGGAAUGGAACUUAUCCAAAGAAUGAGACACCGAGACCGAGUGAAACGUAUCGUUCUCCAGCACCUACAGCCAACCCUGAAGAGGACGAAAGCGAAGCUGCUCGAAUUGAACGCCUUCGAACUGAGGCUCGUCUCGCUCGUCAGCGAGAAGAUGAAAACUCAAUGUCUCUCACAAAUCAAAUGGAAAUGAUGCACAACUUUGAGUUUGACAAUCAUUACUAA
This is a messenger RNA of Caenorhabditis bovis, 2958 nucleotides long. NCBI's taxonomy places the organism in Eukaryota, Metazoa, Nematoda, Chromadorea, Rhabditida, Rhabditidae. The record is from the annotation of a GenBank genome assembly.